AGAAUCUCGAUGAAGAUGAAAUCUAUAUUCGAUGCUUCCGAAAUCAAAUCGGAGUUCGAGUCGGCGGGAAUAAACCCUAAUUUCAUGAUUCCGAUAUGGAAGUAUGUAAUUCAGAAUCCCGAUUGCGUUUGGGACGAGAUCCCUUCGUUGCCCACCGCCGCAUACACUCUCCUCCAUUCAAAGUUCAAGACUUUCACUUCGUCUCUCCACUCCCUCUUCCACUCAUCCGAUGGCACCACCUCUAAACUCCUCAUCAAGCUCCAGAAUGGAGCUUUUGUGGAGGCGGUGAUAAUGAGGUAUGAUACAAGGUUGGGUAUGUGUGGAGGGAAGCCACGUCCAGGUGGUGUUAGAUCUACUCUAUGCAUUUCAUCUCAGGUUGGUUGCAAAAUGGGAUGUACGUUUUGUGCAACUGGUAGCAUGGGAUUCAAGAGUAAUUUAACAUCAGGAGAGAUUUUGGAGCAGCUAGUUCAUGCUUCUCGCCUAGCUGAUAUACGCAACAUUGUUUUCAUGGGAAUGGGAGAACCGUUGAAUAACUACAAUGCUGUUGUUGAAGCUGUACGUGCCAUGUUAAAACAGCCUUUUCAGCUCUCACCCAAAAGAAUUACCAUUUCAACUGUUGGAGUAGUCCAUGCGAUAAACAAGCUUCACAAUGAUCUGCCGGGUAUAAGUUUGGCGGUAUCUCUUCAUGCACCAAUUCAAGAGAUCCGGUGCCAGAUCAUGCCAGCAGCUAGAGCCUUUCCUCUUCAAAAGCUUAUGGAUUCACUUCAAGCUUUCCAGAAAAAUAGUCAACAAAAGAUCUUCAUUGAGUAUAUCAUGCUUGAUGGAGUAAAUGAUCAAGAGGAGAACGCUCAUCAACUCGGUGAAUUGCUUAAGACAUUUCAAGUGGUGAUAAAUUUGAUACCAUUCAACCCAAUUGGGUCAACAAGCCAGUUCAAGACCAGCACCAAACAAAGCGUCUCAAGUUUCCAGAAAAUCCUGAGGGAAACCUACAAUAUACGAACCACGGUUCGCAAAGAAAUGGGUCAGGAUAUUAGCGGUGCUUGCGGUCAGCUAGUGGUGAACCAACCGGACAACAAGAGAUCUGCGGAACCACUUAGAGACAUUGAAGAUCUGCAUCUCUAACUUACUUUAGGACCAGACACAUGAAACAGACAUCUUAAAUUUUCUGUGUUGUUUGUAUUAUCCAAGAAGUCGCUCUUCGAAAACCCUUUUCUUAAACUUCGCAUCCUGUUCCUCCUUACUCGGUGGAAAACACUCUUAUAUGCAAGUAAGAAAACAAAAAGAUUCAGCUCAUGGAGAUUUAAAACUUG
Messenger RNA from Eruca vesicaria subsp. sativa (arugula), 1310 nucleotides. The record is from the annotation of a GenBank genome assembly. Lineage: Eukaryota; Viridiplantae; Streptophyta; Magnoliopsida; Brassicales; Brassicaceae.